AUGGUCCAGAAAGGCCUGAAGAAGACGAAUGGGCUUGGCGUCCAGGUCGAGAACACAAAGAUAUGUGUUGUCAUGGUUGGCCUGCCUGCCCGCGGCAAGAGUCUGAUUGCCCAAAAGGUGACACGAUACCUCAAAUGGCUCUCUAUCGAGGCAAAGGUCUUCAAUGUUGGCACCUACCGCCGCACCGACACCCCAAAGCCCACCGCCGACUUCUUCGACACCAACAACCCAGCAGGCGAGAAGAUGCGCCGUGCAGCGGCCGAGGCUGCCCUUGGAGAUAUGCUGAAGUGGUUCCGAGGCGGUGAAGGAACCAUCGCCAUCCUCGACGCCACGAACUCGACACGCGUGCGCCGCCGCUGGAUCUACGACGAGUGCACCAAGGAGGGCAUCGAUACCCUGUUUGUCGAGUCCCGCUGCGACGACGAGACGCUCAUCAUGGCCAACAUCCUCGAGGUCAAGACCACCUCGCCCGACUACAAGGGCACCGAUCCCGAGGCCGCGGCGCUCGACUUUAGGAAUCGCAUCCGCAACUACGAGAAGGUCUAUGAGACCGUGGAUGCGGAUGGCGACGAGAGGGACCUCACAUAUGUCAAGAUUAUGAAUAUUGGUGCCCAGGUCAUCAUCAACCGGAUCCACGACUACCUCCAAUCCCGCAUUGUAUACUACCUGAUGAACCUGCACAUAAAACCACGCUCCAUCUGGCUCUCACGACACGGUGAAUCUAUGUACAACCUAUCUGGCCAGAUCGGUGGUGACGCAGAGCUCUCCUCGCGAGGAAAACAGUAUGCUCUCAAGCUUCCCGAGCUGGUCCGCCAGUCUGUAGGCGACGGCCGCCCCCUCACAGUCUGGACGUCCACCCUACGCCGCGCCAUCUCCACCGGCGCCCAUCUACCCGCAAACUAUAACCUACUACAAUGGAAAGCACUCGACGAACUCGACGCCGGCGUCUGCGACGGUCUCACGUACGCUGACAUCAAAGAGAAGUACCCCGAGGACUUCGCUGCGCGCGAUGAAGACAAGUACAACUACCGCUACCGCGGAGGUGAGUCGUACCGCGACGUCGUCAUCCGCCUCGAGUCCAUCAUCAUGGAGCUGGAGCGCUCGGAGGAUAUCCUGAUCAUCACGCAUCAGGCGGUGCUGAGAUGCAUCUAUGCGUACUACAAGGAGAAGUCGCAGUCGGAGUCGCCGUGGAUGGCUGUGAGUUCCAUUUUGUACCUCCGGAUAGAAGACAAAUACUGA
This is a messenger RNA of Pseudogymnoascus destructans, 1239 nucleotides long. RefSeq names its product Fructose-2,6-bisphosphatase (gene FBP26). The coding region runs from base 1 to 1239 and encodes 412 amino acids. The transcript has 4 exons. Gene Ontology annotation, molecular function: fructose-2,6-bisphosphate 2-phosphatase activity; ATP binding; 6-phosphofructo-2-kinase activity. The record is from RefSeq and is a predicted model, not a curated record. NCBI's taxonomy places the organism in Eukaryota, Fungi, Ascomycota, Leotiomycetes, Thelebolales, Thelebolaceae. Gene Ontology annotation, biological process: fructose metabolic process; fructose 2,6-bisphosphate metabolic process. Gene Ontology annotation, cellular component: cytosol.